Molecule: messenger RNA, 1701 nt
Organism: Emericellopsis cladophorae
Lineage: Eukaryota; Fungi; Ascomycota; Sordariomycetes; Hypocreales; Bionectriaceae
Product: Uroporphyrinogen-III C-methyltransferase-like protein
Exons: 2
Coding region: 1-1701 (566 amino acids)
Biological process (GO): siroheme biosynthetic process; sulfate assimilation
Molecular function (GO): uroporphyrin-III C-methyltransferase activity
Source: RefSeq, a predicted model, not a curated record
AUGGCUGCCAUUCUGCCCUCAAACGACGAGCCACAAUGGCUCCCUGCCCCAGCCCCAAUCUCCCUCCUCACUGCUCAAACCUGCACCGAUCACGUUCAUCUGAUUCUCGGCACAAACCCACUGGCCUCGUCGCGAGUGUCGCAUUCCAUAUCCUCUGGCGCAAAGCCCGUCGUUGUCGCGCCGCACGACUCCGAGAUUCACUACGCGCUCCAACGGCGAAUCGAUGAGGGUGACGUGCAGUGGCAUCAGAAGCAGCUCCAGGAAGAUGACCUCUUCAACCUCGGACGCCAAGAGGUGGGCAAGGUCGUAGACGCUGUCUUCAUCACCUUUGCCCCCCGUGAUGCGAAACCAGAGAUUUGCAAACGAAAUCGCAUACCGAUCAAUGUUAUCGACGCGCCCGACUUGUGCACCUUCACCCUCCUCAGCGUCCACUCCGACGGUCCCCUUCAAAUCGGUGUCACUACCAACGGCCACGGCUGCAAGCUCUCGUCUCGCAUCCGCCGCGAGAUCGCCUCGUCCUUGCCUCCCUCGCUCGGCAAUGCAGUCACCCAGAUCGGGCGGAUACGGAAACUCGUGCAGCAGGGCGAUGCUGCCAUUGGCGACAUGGACGACUCCACCGGCCAGGGAAGCUCGUUUAACAAACUGAUCAAGGAAGGCUCCGAUGAAGAGGCCAAAACGAGACGAGUGAGGUGGCUGAGCCAGGUCUGCGAAUACUGGCCUCUGCGAAAGCUUGCCACCCUUACCGAGGAAGAUGUCGAGAGGGUGUUUGCGUCCUACACAUCCUCUCCUUCAACGAAGCCGCCGCCUUCACCGCCAGGGUCAUCAUUAGGCAGGAUCAUCCUCGCUGGCUCAGGACCUGGCCAUCCUGAUCUACUCACCCAGGCAACCCACAAGGCCAUUCAGGCCGCUGACAUCAUUCUGGCGGAUAAGCUCGUACCGUCUGGUGUGCUGGACCUGAUCCCUCGGAGGACGCCCGUGAGCAUCGCCAAGAAAUUCCCUGGGAACGCGGACGCGGCGCAACAAGAGCUACUCGACGCAGGUCUCGCGGCCUACCUCUCGGGACGCACCGUGCUGCGCCUGAAACAAGGCGACCCGUACAUCUACGGUCGCGGAGGCGAGGAAUACGCCUUUUUCAGGGCCCAUGGCGUCCCGAACGAGAAGAUUGUCGUCUUGCCUGGCAUCACGAGCGCCCUCAGCGCGCCCCUGUUCGCGAGCGUGCCCAGCACGCAGCGCGACGUCGCCGACCAGGUGCUCAUCUGCACAGGGACGGGCAAGAAGGGCAAGCCACCAAAGCCACCACCAUAUGUCGCUUCGCAGACUGUCGUCUUCCUCAUGGCGCUGCAUCGUAUAGGAGGGCUGGUGGCCGAGCUAACGCGUCUUCUGCCCGCCACAGAGGCCUCAGAGGAGGAGAAGCCCGGACGAGAACUCUGGCCGUUUACUACGCCCUGUACUGUCAUUGAGAGGGCCAGUUGCCCGGAUCAGCGCGUCAUCCGCACCACUCUGCGACACGUGGUGGAGGCCAUUGACGUGGAGGGCUCCCGCCCGCCGGGUCUACUCGUUGUUGGAAGGGCAUGUGAGGUGCUGCAUAAGAACGAGGACAGAGGUCGCGCAUGGAUCGUAGAGGAAGGUUUUCGGGGACUUGAUGUGGGGGACACGAGUGCCCUGGCUGACCUGAAAGAGUUGGCGGCCUUGGCCUCGUGA